Molecule: messenger RNA, 975 nt
Organism: Lithohypha guttulata
Lineage: Eukaryota; Fungi; Ascomycota; Eurotiomycetes; Chaetothyriales; Trichomeriaceae
Exons: 2
Coding region: 1-975 (324 amino acids)
Source: RefSeq, a predicted model, not a curated record
AUGCCUAACAUCUCGUUUGACAUAUUCUUCGACCAGGAUUUCAUCAACGUUUCUGCGUCUCGAGGAAAGCACGCACCUAAAGCGAAGCCUGAGUGGAAGGUUCGAACAGCUCCAAAGCUACCACCGAAAGAGCAGCCAGCAGACCCUGCAGGCACCCCAAGGCCAACACCUCGCCCUCCCAUCAACUCGACUCGACCACCUGCCAGGUUAGCUGGUAAGCAGGCCGAGCAGAAACUUCUUGAGGACAAGGCCGGAACAUCCGAUACCGCUAGCCAAGCAGGCGAGAAGGCGAAGAGGAAGCCUCCUAAGCUAGGACCCAAGAAGACUGACCAACCCAACGGAACAGGAAGUUUUGCAGGAGGCACUCUUAACACCGUCGGUAAUGGUAUCAAUGGCGUUGGGUCGACGAUCAACGGGACGAUCAAGAGAUAUGGUGAUGGUGUUCGUGAUUAUGGGAAUGGUGUGAUGGAUUGGGCGAAUGCUCCUGCAGCUCGAGGUCAGACAGCAAGCAAUCCCCUUGGUUUGAGUGGUAGUAAGGCAGCAGGCAAGACAUCUGUCACUAGCCCAAGCAUCUACUCGGCUCCGGCAAUGGCAAAGCAGUCAGCUUCAAAGACAUUGACCACAACUGCCAAGUCGACGCAACCACAGAAGAAGAUUGGAGGUGUACCAGCAAAGAAACAGGUUGCGGGAGCUGUAUCCAAACCUGUCGGGGCUGUACCAUCGGCAGCUAAGAAAGCGGUCAGUACUGUGCCAAGAGCAGUUACCAACAAGGUUCCGCAAAGUCCUCGACCAGGAGCAUUCAAGUCCACUCAGACCGCAAACAAGCCUGCCCUGCCUUCCAAUCCAGCGACUAUGCAGAAGCCUGUGGGCGGACCAGUGAGGGCGAGCACAGCGAGUGUGACCAAGGCCAAGCCGCCUGCUGCCAAAAAGCCCAACUAUACUGGUGCCGCCAACCCUCUUGGUCUGACAUUUUGA